Messenger RNA from Zychaea mexicana, 1139 nucleotides. RefSeq lists its product as uncharacterized. The coding region runs from base 134 to 835 and encodes 233 amino acids. NCBI's taxonomy places the organism in Eukaryota, Fungi, Mucoromycota, Mucoromycetes, Mucorales, Lichtheimiaceae. The record is from RefSeq and is a predicted model, not a curated record. The transcript has 7 exons.
CAACUUCCCUUUUUUUUUAUCAGUUCUGUACUUUGAGGCUAAACAAGAGCACCAGCACCAGCAACACUAUCAUCACACGCAAGUACACCAAACGCAGCCGUCACAACAAGUAGUAGCUUUUACAGAGAGCGCCAUGCCAUCCUUGUCCUUGGUGCCUCCCGAAUCAUCCUCAUCGCAAUCGUCAAUGCUAGAUGUUGAGGGCUCUACCACUGUGGCUCCUCCAGGCACAGAUCAUCAAGCAACCCAUCAUAUAUGCGUUGGCAAUCUAAGCAUCGAAAACGUGCAAGCCGUGUUGCGUCUUCUUCGAUCUUCAGGUCGCAUCAAAACAACGUAUCCAGACUUGCUGCUAGGCCCAGGCAUAUUGAUGGUGACAUUCUAUGAUUUAAGAGAAGCAGCAGUUGCACUUGAAUCGAUCAAUUCAUCCGAGUAUCAAGAAAGAGUUAGAGCGACAUAUAUAUCCGAUGUUCAAUUGGCUACGCUGUCCAACACCCCACCUCAAGACAGCCGAUCCGCUAGAACGGUGAUUGUAACUCUCUGCGGUGCUCAUGAUCGCUUGGUGGAAUUCAAUUACAAGGAAGUUUUCGAUACUUGGGGAGCUACAAGAAGUAUGAUUGAGAUGGGAUUCUCCGGUAGUCGGCGCACGUUCGAAGUUGAAUUCUUUGACCAACGUGUUGCCUUCCGAGUCACAGCUGAGCUGCACAAUCACGCCUAUCAGCUUGAGGGUAUCUCUUUCCAUGUCUGCAACGCUUGGCUUGGUCCUACUCGUGGUAAUGCUUUCACUCCAUUUAAUGCUUCCGGUGCUGUCCACGCCCGGCAAACGAACAGCCAUCAUUGACCUCUGGAACCCCCCCCCCCGCGGCGGAACGAAUGAUGACAUUGUUGCUUUUAUCGUUUCUGCUGUAAUUGAUUAGCCAAUAAAGCGAAGACUUUGAACACGGCGAGAAAGAGGAUAUACAGAAUGAUAUAAUAAGUCAGGGUGAUGAAUAAGUUGGAAAACUGGUGUUCAAGUUCCUGCAUCUGGCGUUCUGUCCUCAUUGUAAAGUUGGAGAAGAGGCUGGGUGGGAGUGGUAGUAACCAUUCGACGAGGCGAUCCCAAAGGGCGAAUAGCGACCACGGCGAGGAUGGUUGCAAUACUGUAG